Eupeodes corollae is the source of this 1736-nucleotide messenger RNA. It is a transcript of the gene Usp14, whose product is annotated as ubiquitin carboxyl-terminal hydrolase 14. The record is from RefSeq and is a predicted model, not a curated record. Lineage: Eukaryota; Metazoa; Arthropoda; Insecta; Diptera; Syrphidae. The transcript has a single exon. Gene Ontology annotation, biological process: regulation of proteasomal protein catabolic process; protein deubiquitination; proteasome-mediated ubiquitin-dependent protein catabolic process. Bases 153 to 1550 code for a protein of 465 amino acids. Gene Ontology annotation, molecular function: proteasome binding; protein binding; cysteine-type deubiquitinase activity.
UCCGAUCCAAUCCAGGCAAUAGUGAUGGUGAAAGUGAUUCGUCAUCGUCAUUCCGCUUGAAAAGAGAAUAUUGUGUGUCUAGUUCUAGUAUAUGUACAACAUUUCUUAAGGUUUUUUUUAAAUCAAAACUAAAAUAUUAAUAUCUUCGUAAAAUGCCUUCUUACAAGGUAAAAGUGAAAUGGGGACGUGAAAACUUUCCAGGCAUUGAAGUAAACACCGACGAAGAACCUCUUCUUUUUAAAGCUCAACUUUAUGCUCUAACUGGUGUCCAACCAGAUCGCCAAAAAGUAAUGUUUAAAGGUAGUCAGCUGAAAGACAACGAAUGGAACAUUCAGCUCAAGGAAGGUGCUGCAAUUCUUUUGUUAGGAACAAAAGAAGAAGUACCGCAAUUGCCUCAGGAGCCAACUAAAUUCAUUGAAGACAUGAAUGAGUCCGAGUUAGCAACUGCCCUCGACUUACCGGCAGGCUUAACUAACCUGGGUAACACUUGCUACAUGAAUGCCACGGUGCAGUGUUUAAAGUCAGUGCCAGAAUUGCGAGAAGCAUUAGUAGAAUUCAAAGAUGAUAGUCCUUCUAGUUCAUCGGCUUCUUCUAAAAUAACAACGGCAAUAAAGUCGCUUGUUGUUCAGCUUGAGAAGGGCACAACUGUUACUCCUAUAAUGUUGCUGCAAACCUUGCACACAGCAUUUCCUCAAUUUUCCCAAAGUGAAGGCAAUGGAACUUAUAGGCAACAAGACGCCAAUGAGUGUUGGUCGGAAAUAUUGAAGAUGCUGCAAGAUAAGUUACCAGCAAGACCAAGUGAAAAGAAGUAUAACUCGUUCAUAGAACAAUAUUUUGGAGGAUCUUUUGAUGUUGAAAUGAAAUGCAAUGAAUGCUCAGAUGAGCCAGCAAGUCUAAGUAAAGAAAACUUUUUGCAGCUUAGUUGCUUCAUCUCUCCAGAGGUUAAACACAUGCACACCGGUUUAAAAUCAAAAAUGCAAGAACAACUUACCAAAUUUUCCGAAGCCCUGGGAAGGGACGCCGUGUAUGUUAGAUCAUCGAAAAUAAGUCGUUUACCAGCAUAUCUUACCAUUCAAUUUGUUCGUUUCCAAUACAAGGGAAGAGAAGGUAUAAAUGCGAAAGUUCUAAAAGACAUUAAGUUUCCGAUUGAUUUUGAUGUGUUUGAACUUUGCACGCCCCAACUUCAAGCAAAACUUACACCAGCGCGGGAGAAGUUGAAGAAAAUUGAAGACGCAAAAUUGGAGAAAUUGAGAGAAGAACCAUCUGAAAAACCAGAUGAUAAACAUGCUCCAUCUGCUGAACUGACCUCAUUUCCCGAAGAUCUGGGGAGCAAUAAUUCUGGAUACUAUACUCUGCAGGCUGUACUAACUCACAAAGGAAGAUCAAGUUCCUCUGGACAUUAUGUGGGAUGGGUACGACAGGGAUCUGACACAUGGAUGAAAUUUGAUGACGAUGUAGUUUCUGCAGUUACAACAGAAGAUAUUUUAAGAUUAUCUGGUGGUGGCGAUUGGCAUUGUGCAUAUGUAUUAUUGUAUGGACCUAAAAUUUAGUCUACCCUAACAUGCAACAUCAUAAUAUUCUGCGAUCUUAUUAUGCAUAAGAUAAAACUCAAGAUAUUAAUUUCAAAUAUUAUUUCUUGAUUUUGUUGUCUUUUGUUCAACUAUAUUAUUAAAAAAUAAUACUUCUUUAAAUAAAAAAAAAAAAAACACAAUAAAUUUAAUUAGCUUUUAAUUAAA